UCCAAGAUGGCGGAUAGCCAUAAUGAAAGUGAAAAUACUCUUCAAUGAAGAAAAUUGAUUUUCUUUCAUUUUGAAGAAAUACAAGUCAUAUAUUCUGGAUUAAUUCGAUUCCACAUUGAUUGCAAACCACAUUGCACACAUUCAAAAUGUGUGACGUUUGCUCUGAUGUCCUUGUCAUCCUAGCAAAUUUUGACUAUCGAAGUCAGAAUGGAGGAUUUCAUAUGGACAAAAAGGAAAUCCUGUCUUUUGUAUUGUUUGGAUGUCUUUGGCCCCAAAGGCAAUGUAUGUGCUGCUUCAAAGAUUUCCGAAACUUUGAGAAACUGAACAGUAUGGUUCAAGACACUGUAAGUGUGGCCAUACGUCUCAUUCAAACCCUGCCAGAGGAUAAUGAGAAGGAGUUGAGGAUAAAAGAAGAUCCGAGCACAGUAACAGUAGACAAAGAAAGCGCAAUAGAUGACAAGAAGGAGCCGGAUAAGGAGAAGCAGCUGACGGGAGAAGAGGCCGGGAGUGGGGUUGAUGAUCAACCAAUGGAUAGAGAGGAGGAGGAAGAGGAGAGAGAUGACUGGACAAUGGAUGAGAAAGAUAAACUCCUGCAGUUCAUAACUAAAGUGUUCCUCAUGAACUUCCCCUCAUACAUAGCCUACAAACAUGUUGUGCAUUCGUCACUCGAGGAACUGUCCCAGCAAGAGACAAGUGCAUUGAACAAUUACUGUGAAGUGUCUGAUCCUGAGGUUCCCUUGUUCCUGUUGCGCAAUGUGUGUUUCUUUUGUGAUACGAACGGCAUCGGUGCUCUCAAACUCUGCUUCGAGAAGGCGUCCCCGGAGACCCUGCCAUUCAACUUUGCUCACACACUUAUAAAUCUGAUUGCAAAUCUACGUCUAUGGAUGAACAUACCAACUGUGAUGCAAUACAUUGUUCCACUUAGAACAGCUGUGAUAAGAUAUAUGUGCAAACUAUCAGAUAAGGACCUGCGUAUGGCAGGAAACCGCAACAUGACAGACCUGAUGUGGGCGGCAGUGAAGGAACCACUCGAGACCCACUUCCAGUUUGACCGGGACGGACUCGACCUCGCGUUCAAAUAUUUCACAUGUUCAACGUUGACGAUAAGACUGGCGGGAAUUAACCAGAUAAAUAAUCAGAUCACGUUGUACAAUGAUAGCUGUAACAAUGAAACUCUCAUGGAUGCAGAAAGAUAUACGUCACAGGGGGAAAUGAGGUCUUCAGGUGCAUGCACAAAUAUCGGUGCACAACAGGGGGAAGGAAGACAGCUUGCAAAGUGGCUGAUAGACAGCAAGAUAAUUGAGCACAUAUUUGGCCCAAAUCUUCAUAUUGAGUUAAUCAAGCAGAGCCAGAUUAUCCUGAAUUUCCUGGCUAUGGAAGGGCAAAUCACCAAUGAACACAUUGACUGCAUUUGGGCAGCAGCUCAGUUGAAGCAUUGUGGGAAGCAGGUGUUUGAGUCUGUGAUACCUCUAAUCAAGAACCUGGAACUUCCACCCGUCCAGCAUCUUCUACGUCUCGUAUCCAGCAUGGACAUAGCUGCACACACUGAGUCGACACUGUACCUUGCGAGUGCACUCAUCAAGUGUGUAUGGAACGUGUGUGCCACAUCCCAGAACCAACCAUCACUAAUCUCCCCACAACAGGGCUUCCGACAGAUACAAAACUCUGAAACCUCCAACUGUGAGAAAUCCAAGUUGUCUUGUGAUGGUAAACAUGAAGUUGGGGAAGUUCAUAGAAAGGAGCCUGGCACUCCUGAGGGUGGGGAUAGUUCUGGCCCAGGAGAGGGCCGACAGAGGCUGAGGCGCCCUCGACAGUCUGAAAGCCAUUCAGAGGAGGGGGACAGCAUUGCGGACAGUGAUGAGGAGACAACCAACCACGAUGAUGAAGUCAUGUCAGGGGAGGGGUGUGGCUGUUGUCACCAUAGCCCACCUCCUGGGGGAAGACAUGCCCACCAUGAACUGCACGAGGAGGAUGCUGAGGGAUGUGGCUGUCAUCAUGGUCACACACCCUCUGGCCACGCUCACCACGAGCUCCACGGGGAGGAGGAGGGGGAGAGUGGAGAAAGUGAAAGCGAGGAGAUGGAGUCGGACGAGUCCAGUGAAGGUCUGGAGGGGAUAGACCUUGGGGCCUAUCAGCAGCAGGCAGCCCUAGAACUUCAUCGAGCCCACAAACACCAUGGGCAUCAUGUGCACAAACAUGCACAUGUUGAGGCGGACACCUCGGAUGAAAUGGACGAAGAUGCUGAAUCUGAUUUUCUUGACUCUGAUGAGGAGGAGGAGGUCAUUAAACAUUCUAAAUAUAAGGGUAUGAAGGGAACCGUUGUGGAGGAACACAGUGACGAGGAAUCUGAGUAUGAGGAUGAUGAGGAAGAGUACCAGCAAGAUUUGCUCGAACAACAGGCCAGGAUCUACGAGGCCCAACAGUUAGCUCUUCGACACAAGAAGCAAUUGGAGAUACGUCGGAAGCAACAGCAGCAACGAGGAAAACGGGGAGAUACAAGCACCAAGAGAGUCACGCUGGUCAAACCAGGCAAUGUGCCGACUGUUGUACAGGACAAACAUUCCCACCCGCAGUCUCCAGUGGAAGCUCAUGAGUCUGAUGUGACAUUAUCUGACAGUCCAAUAGACGCUAACAAGGGGAAGACAGUAGCCAGCCAUGAAGAUACAGAGGUCUAUGACUGUACACACAUCACCAAGACCAGGAAAAGACACAGACACACAGGAGCUGGGUACCGCAGUGAGGAGAUGAGGAGUGCUGAUGAGGGAAGCUGCCACAGUUCGCGACUCAGUAAUAAGUCGGAGAAAAACAUGGCUGACUUUGAUGGUGAGGAUCUCCUCAGUGAUGAUGAGCUGUCGCAGAUCAAUGCACAUGCCCAUCACUUCGGACACCUGUCAUCAAUGGCGUCAAUGUACCACACACAUAUGCCACAUGUGAUGAGCCAGCGUCCCAGCCAGAAGGAGCCCCUAGUUCACAGCAGUACAGUGGCCACAUGCGCCGACUUCAAUUUUGAAGAUGUGUGUAAACUGGGAAAUACUCUGCUGUGGGACCUCGUACAAGAUGAUAAGGCUCCCCUUUUACCAGAAGGUUUAGCUGUAGAUGCAGAGAAGGUUCUACAUAGUCUAGUGUGUGUGUGUACGGACAGACGCAUCAAGAAAAAGUUCAUAGAGGCAUGCAUCGAAAACCUUGCAAACCACAGAUCAGUUGUAGUGUCUCUACGCUUGUUGCCGAAGAUCAUCUACUCGUUCCAGCAGUAUCGCAGUGAAUACAGCUGUCACACGAUAACCCAGUGGGCGGAGCGUGAGUUCCGCAUGAUGGAUCACUUCUUUGUUGACCUCGGUCACUACACUGAAACUUAUCGCCAGCAUGGAACUCCAAGCACCUCACUGUACAGUCACAAGGAUGAAGUCCAGGUGCGACUCAUGUUCCUGGCCGGAGUUUUCUCCUCCACCUGCUCCACAGACAACUUCCGCCUAAACCUGGACCAAGUAGACACCUUAUGGUCAUGCCUAGCCACUGAUGCAAAGUGUUGUGACGACUGGCUUAACUGGGUCCUCAACCAGGCAAAGAGUAAAGACCAUCACGCCCUAGGCCUUGACACAUUUAAACACCUCUUUUUGGAGAAGAUGCCAGGCCUUCGCCCAGAAUCAAUGAGCAUGAUAGGGUUGACACUGUUCCAGCAGCUGUCCAAUCUCUCCCGCAUUGCCAACGCCUCAAGUGAUAAUACCCUCCCAGAGGACAAGAUAAGUGGCAUGGAGCAGUUAUGGGAGAUUGCCCUGCGUGCGUUGAACUCGGACGUGAGUGUUGCAGCAAUCCAAUAUGUGAAUGGCUACUACAUCGGGUUUGGAAAUGGUGUGCUGGAGAAGGAGGAGGAAUUCGUUCACAGAUGCAUGGGCAGCUUGGUACGCGCGCUGGAUAAUGUCCAACAGGAGCCUGAGACCUGCCUGAUGGUGAUUCAGCGGGGCCUCACAUUGAUGCGAAACCACCUGGAGGUGUUCAGGAAGAGGUACGCAUUUCACCUGCGCAACUGGCAGAUCCGAGGGAGUGGCAGCGGCAUCAUCAGUCACCAGCGAAGCCUGCUAGACAAGCAGUCAACACUCAUACGUAUCUCACUUCAGCCUGCUGCACUUGGAGAAAAGACAAUGAUGGAGAUGUCCUCUACCGAUCUCAUCGCAGAGUUACGAGCGGAGGUGAGCCAUUGGUGGGAACAGCUACAGCAGUCCCAGAUAGCCCAGCAGAGGGAGCCACAGGGCAUAGGGAGUAGUCUGUUGACUCCAAUCCUGGGGGCCAUGCUGGGUGACGGGCCAAUCCGGAUGAUCACGCUCGGUCAGGAGCUUACAUGUGAGCUGGAUGAAAAAUCCCUUGCUGAGAUGCAAUUUAAAGAUGGACAGAUUGUCCUGGUGUCCGUUGGUGCAGGCAGACAGACUCGUAAGAUGGACGGCUCUAUCCCUUCAGCCAGCUUACCGGUUCCCCCAAGGGAACGCCUUCCAAUGAUGCUCCUGAACCAGGAACCACACUUUGACCAGCUCUUCACCAUGUUGGAGAGAUUAAGCAGACUUGACCUUGGGGCACUUAAGAUGGAGAGCCAGGAACGUGUUGGGCUGCAGACCAAGGCGACAGUUCUCUCCCGUAAAGUCUGGGAGCUGCUCAUGUUACUGCCGACCAACACUGACGUCCUGAAUGGCUUUCGCAGCAUCACUCUACAUAAUGGAUCGACACCGACUCCAGACUGGAAGAAGCUCCUAGAUCCUCACAGUCCCCACCGACUCAUGUAUUCCUUACAGAUUGUUGAGGGACUGUCCCGGGUCUCCAAAAACAGGCGCCAUAGGUCUAUGGCCCACCGAGGCGGUGGUGACUCAUACAGGACAAGCACAGAGUCAGAGAUGUCUGUGGAUGAUGAACAACCCCCAGAGGAACACUGGAGCAGGAAGUUCAUAGAGAAAAAAGGGUUGAGCCACAUGUUCAGCAUCUUCAAGUCGGGCAGCCUACAGAUGAAGGAGGAUGAAGCCUGGAGUCAGUGGGAUCAGGAAUGCCUGGCCUUCCUGCUGAGGUUGAUAUCUCAGUUCUCCAUCGACGCAUCCGACAUCGAGGCAGGGCAUGAUGAUGUGUUUGAGACAAGCUACGACAGCCCUAAGAAGAAACUGAAGAAGCAGAAACAGGCUGAUAAGAUCAUAAUACCAAGGCUGGAUCAGAGUAUAAUUUCUGUACUGAAUGUGGAAGAUGUCCUGAACAUUCUGAUGAAGAUUCUCUAUGAUGCAGCAAUGCCGGUUGAUUCCAACUACAUGAACGCUGGGACUUGGGGUAGAACAGAAGUGGUUCACUACUCCUUAUCCCUGCUGGUGUCGUGGGCGUUCUCUGCCGACCAGGUGAAAGACUGCCUGUGUUCCUCUGCAAACUUUCACUGCUGGCUCAAACGACUCACCCUUGAGGCGCCGGAGCCCCAUGUACGACGGGAGGCCUGUAUGGGACUGUAUCGGCUGUGUUUUGGGCGGACAGCGGAGGGGAAGACGGGCUACCCAUUCCUGCUACCAAUCCUAUCUAGUCUUCUCACCUUCCUGUCUGACGCCCUCAAGAUUAAGCCCCAGAAGAGAUUAGAUGAUGAAGGUUCACCGAAGGAGAAGGAGCCAUAUGGUCCUGGUUGCCGUGACUACUUCUGGCUGGUGUGCAGAUUUGUGGAGAGUAUCUCAAAAACAGACGCCAACCCGGACUCAGAAAGCCCAGUGAAUUUAUCAAGCCUGGGUAGGGACUUGUGUGAGCACAUUGUUGGACGGGAAUACCUUGAGACUCGCCAUGGUUUCGAGGAAGAUGACGCCCUGAUUGGUCUCCUCAAUCUCGCUACUGCAGUUUUCAAACACAACCCAACAUUUAAGAUCACAGAUGAGUGCAGGGAGUUCCUGAGUGGAGUUUUUGAAUGCCUGUUUGCCCUGCCGUCGCCUACAAAGCGUUACCUGCCCAAGUGUAAGAGCCAGGCGUCAAGGUCCGGGGCGUAUGAUCUGCUGGUGGAACUAGUGAAGGGAAACAUGGAGAAUUACAAAGUCUUACAUGCAAAGAUGCUCCAUCAACACACAAAAGACUCCCAUGCCCCAUACCUCUGGGACUACUGGCCGCAUGAAGACGGGCGUUCCAAAUGUGGCUAUGUGGGGCUGACUAAUUUAGGGGCCACCUGCUACAUGGCCACCUGUAUGCAACAUCUGUACAUGAUUCCCCAGGCAAGGCAGUCUAUCCUCCAGGCAAAGUGUUCCGUACAGACGAGGCAUGAACCAACAUUGUUGGAACUGCAGAAAAUGUUUGCAUACUUACAGGAGAGUGAGCGUAAGGCGUACAACCCGCGGGGUUUCUGUAAGGUGUACACCAUGGACAAACAGCCCCUGAACACCGGGGAACAGAAAGAUAUGACAGAGUUCUUCACCGAUCUCAUUACAAAGCUGGAAGAAAUGUCACCAGAUAUGAAAAAGUUGAUUAAAAGCCUGUUUGGAGGUGUAAUCACCAAUAAUGUUGUGUCCCUGGACUGUGAACAUGUGAGUCGGACCCUUGAAGAGUUCUACACAGUCCGCUGUCAAGUAACAGACAUGAAGAACCUAUAUGAGUCUCUAGAUGAGGUUACAGUGAAGGACAUGUUAGAGGGAGAUAACAUGUACACCUGCUCCAAGUGUAGCAAGAAGGUCCGCGCUGAGAAAAGAGCGUGUUUCAAGAAGCUGCCGAAAAUAAUCUGUUUCAACACGAUGCGUUACACGUUUAACAUGCUGACAAUGAUGAAGGAGAAAGUCAACACACAUUUCUCCUUCCCGCUCCGCCUCGACAUGUCUCCAUACAUGGAGAAAAACCUCAUUUCCUCUGAUAAACUACAACAAGAUGAUGAGGAUAUUUUUGGCCUGGAAGGGGAGGAAGAGCCAGCGGAUGACACAUUCGAGUAUGAGUUGAAUGGGGUCACCGUCCACACAGGCACGGCUGAUGGGGGUCAUUAUUACAGCUUCAUACGCGACAGACUCAACAAGUCUGACUCUGGACAGGAUAAAUGGUUCUUGUUCAACGAUGCUGAAGUGAAGCAGUUUGACCCCAGCGGAAUAGCCACAGAAUGCUUUGGUGGGGAAAUGACCAGCAAGACCUAUGACUCAGUAACAGAAAAGUUCAUGGAUUUCUCCUUUGAAAAGACAAACAGCGCGUACAUGUUGUUCUACGAGCGGUGCCAGCCCAAUACACGUGACAAACAGAAGGACGAAGACAAAAGUGUGGACACCCGGAAAAAGUUCAACUUUGAACUCUCCAAGGAGCUAGAACAGUGGAUUUGGCAGGACAACAUGCAGUUUCUACAAGACAAGAAUAUCCUGGAGCACACCUACUUUGGGUUCAUGAUGCAGAUGUGUUCCUACAUUCCUCUAACUCUGCCCAAGACGGAUCCACUGCUGGUGUCUCUUAUGUCCUCACAGCUGAGUACAUCCUUUGUCCUCGAAACAUUCAUACAUGCAAAGGAAAAGCCGACCAUGGUUCAGUGGAUUGAGCUCCUCACUAAGCAGUUCAACUCCUGUCAGGGUGCCUGCGAGUGGUUCCUUGAUCACAUGGCGGAGAGUGACUGGUGGCCUCAACAGAUCCUCAUCAAGUGUCCUAACCAGAUUACCAGACAGAUGUUUCAGAGGCUGCUGAUUCACGUGAUCAACCGACUGAAGCCUGCACAUAUAGAGCUCUACCUACAGCCCUUUGAGGAAAAGCUUGUGUCGUCACAACAUGUUGAAACAAGUAGAAGUGAGGACGGGGAGAUAGACACCACACAGUUGGGAAACAAGUCGUGCGUGACUAGGUUCAUCAAGAAAAUGCUUUCAAUUCUUGAGCAUGGUGUGCGUCCCCAUAGCAAAUACCUGAUGGAGUAUUUCGCUUUCCUGUACGAGUUUGCCAAGAUGGGUGACACAGAGUGUAUGUUCCUCAUUCACACCAACUCCAUCACCACCAUGAUCAACUUCUACAUGGGACAGAAGGCACAAGAGAACUAUGUUGAGAUUCUAUCUGAUGAUGAGGAAGAGGAGGAUGUUAUAGCGAUCCCAGAUGACGUAUACAAGCCGCUGUCCCUGGAGAAGAUGAUUGCUCUGAUCUCGUUACUUGUGGAGAAGUCUCGCAGUGUCGAGGACAACCAGUUACAGAUCUCAGACAGGGACUAUAACUCCAUCAUUGGAGGCAGCAAGGGUUUUCCAUUCCUGUUCAGCCAGAUUCGUGACAACAUCAAUGUAAGGCAGACAUGUAAUCUCAUCUUCAGUCUGUCCAGAUGGAACGACAACCUGGCAAAUGCUAUUGUAAAUAUGAUAUUUGGUGCAAUAAAGAAGCUCAGUCCAGAGCAAUGCCAGCCCUUCUUCAAGCUGAUGUCGAUGCUGGUAGAGUUUGUUGGAGGACCACCAGGGAUGCCUCCCUUCACACAGCUGAUACUGCAAAGGUUUUGGGAGUUGGCGCUGUGCAGCCCGGUAUCUUGCCUGGAGUGGAUGGGAAGCCAGGUGACAAGGAACAAACUGGCAAACCACUACAUGCUUAACCAGAUGGAAACCUGGGUGGAACAUUACCUCAUCAAGCAUAACAACACACGUGUCCGCAAUGCGGCAGGUGGCCUGUUGAUAUCCCUGGUACCCAGUAACCACUUCCGACAGUUGUACCGGACAUCUCGCAGCGUCCUCUCUCCUCAGAGGGAACUCUCUAUGUCGAGUGAAGCAUUGAUGGUUCUACACAAGAUAUUUGAGCACCUUUUGUCUCUCCUGCCUCACUGUCGUCUGUAUGUCGACCCCCAGACCCAUGGCACGGCAAAACUCAUAUGCUACUUCACAGUCAUGCAGUAUUGUCUAGUCUCUAAGCAUGAGAAACUCAUGUUUUCACCCCACUUCAAUGAUCUCUGGAACUUGUUCCAACCCAAACUGUCAGAGCCCCAGAUCUCCAUGCACCACAACAAACAGGCCCUGCUACUGUUCUGGUACCAGGCUUGUCAGGAUUGUGCGGAAAACGUGAAGUUGAUCAUCACCAACCCCCAUGUGUGCAAACACAUACCCUUCACAUAUAUACUAGCGGACCAUGAAGACCAGGAUGUGAUGAUAUUUAACCGAAUUACCUUGCCAGCCUACUACGGUCUCCUUCGCAUGUGUUGUCAGCAGUCCCGACUGUUCACACGCCAGCUUGCCCAACAUCAGAAUAUCUUGUGGGCUUUCAAGAACAUCACACCCUACCCUGGACAAUACCCUGGGGCUGUGGAGGAACUGUUCAAGAUGAUGCGGCUGAUGGUGACCCGCUACCCGGACUGCACGGAUGAAGAGGUCAAGGCCAUCAACAGUUUCCGUAGAAACACCAUUCAGCUGUAUCUGCAGCAUUUAGAUGCUAGGAGUGGUUGGCAGACCCUAGUUUGUGCCCUGAAGAUCCUGGUAGAGACUGAGAGUGAUAGACUGGUGGUGCUCUACCAUAAGGGCCUUCAGAAACUGGGAGAGGCCUUCAUCACGCUGCAUGUGAUGUACCACGAGGCCACAGCGUGUCAUGUGACCGGAGAUAUAGUUGACCUGCUCUCCAUUCUUCUCAGUGCACUCAAGAACGCUCGGACCUAUGUUGAGCAGAAAAAAGGUCCCCAGUCAUCAGAUGUUAAGGCUUGUGUACACAGUUGGGAUGAAAAAUCCACUGUAAUCAAGAAACUUGUCACUCUGCUGAACUCAUAUACGCCCCCUGAAAUACGCAAAAUCACCAUAGAUGUGCUGAAGGAGAUGAUACUGAACUACCAGAGUGAGUGUAUCAACGUUCUCGUGCCCAUACUGACCCAGGCCCAUCUCUCGUGCCAGGAUACAAACAUCCCAUUGGCAAAUGGCCCUUAUUUUCCUCGGCGGGGCCAGAAACCCAUCGGCCCCAAGUCCAAUAUACGGCCACCACGCCCCCACUUCAACAUGCUUCUGCAGGCCACACAGCUUGAGGCAUCCAAGGGCGUAGAUGAGACAUACGAUCAGUCACUGCAGGAGUUUUUUGGUCCGUACCAUUCCAUGGUGGACCUCAUGUGUCGGGUGGCAGUCAAUCAACAGAUACUAACAGAACCCAUCAUCACAUUCAGUGCAAUGGUAGCAUUUGAGGGAGUUCCGCUACACUCGCCAUACUUUUCCAAACUUUGGUACGAGAUCUACCACACAGAGGUGGACAAGAAUUUCAUCAAGCUAUUGUGUUCAAGCACCUACUUCAUUGACUAUGUGGACGCCGUGCUCAUGGAUGAGAGACUGUCACUCAACAAUCCAAACAUCUACCAGUUCUUCUGCAACUUUUUCCCCAAAGUGCAUGAGCAGGUGUUGAGUGACCAAGGUCGUCACCUUCUCAACUCUGUUGUCGCCUCAGUAACUGCAGAGAAAUCUACCCUGGAGAAUGCACAGUCAGAAAGGGAGAUGUCCAACAUACUGCGUCGCAUUGCUGGGGAUGUACGAGCCCUGCUACUGAUCUACUCCGUGCAGCCUCCUCGCAGCGUGAACAGCAUGUUGUACGAGAGUAUGCAGUAUAUCCAGGAUGUGUGCCACGAGAUGCAACAACAACAACAACAGCAGCUGCAGGGGUUGGAGGCUGCGAGGGAGUCUGGGGACAGCAGUUCAGACACACGCCAGCGACGGAGGACAGUCUCACAGGACAGUCAUAGCAGCUCGCAGGAAGAUUCAGGUGAGACUCCUUCCAAGAGGAGAAGAAUGUCUUCCGACUCAUCCAAAGACUCUUCGGGAAGCAAGGGAAAGGAUCCAGUAAAGAAAGGCAACAAGAAAUCUCAAAAAACGGAGCCCAAUAGUGACUCUCAGUCUAAAGUUUCAAAACCUGACUCUGAAAUGACAGAGGACAGUGGGAGUGAAAAAGAGGCAAGAAUGGGGGCAAAAAAUGAGAAAACUGAACUCACUCCACCUAGUCAAGGGAAAAAUAGUUCAAAGCAAGACGGGAAGAAAAAGGAGACAACUAAAGAGACAGAAAGCCAAAAAUCCGGGAUACCUGACAUCAAGGAGAGCCUAGGAUCACCAAGGCCGGUGACAAGACAGGAUUCUCCUGAGCCAGGACCCAGUACACGUAGGGAGAGCCUGGACGGGACGGGGUCAAGUGCAGGGUCUAGUCAGGGGCAGCGUGGUCAGGGGGACGAUGAACCUGUGAGACCUCGCCCCAAGGACAGGCUUGUGUUUGUUGAUACUAUAGCUAAGAACAUUGAAGCUCUGUUUGGACUUAUGGCUAAAAAUGAUAGCGGAAAAUAGACCAUGUUGUCAGUUCACUUUUGCUAAAGUACGAGACAAAAUUUAGAAUUCAAGCAGUGUAUUGCUCUGUGAAAAGAUAGAGAGAACGUUUACCAAUGUGACGUUCAUAUGGUUAGUUUAUGUUGGAAGAGGGGGGAUUGGGGUUGGAUAAUAAACAAAAUUGGAGUGACAGUGUCACUUAACAGUGUCACUUCAAAAUUGCUUAUGAUAAUGUGAUGCAAUGGCUUUAAUACUGUUGGAAUAGAUAUGUAUGUUUUUUAAAUAAAUUAAUAGUGUAUUAUGGGCUACAGCCCAAAUUUCUGAUAGAGGUACCAACGUAAACAUCUCAAACAUUGAAAUGUUUAACGCUACUAAUCCCCAAAAGUGAAAAAUCAAUGUUGAAUGUUUCCUUCUGUUGUACUAUUAUGAUUGAAAUAAUGUUUAAAAGACUUUGUUUAAUUAAGGUGUUGAUUGUUUUUUUUACUUCAUAAGUUGUUUACACUGACUUAGUUGUUGAUAUGGCUAUAGACUUACAAAACCAUUUAUUGGUUGUGAUAAGGUGAGCACUUCUGUUGUAUUCUGGUAACAGUCUCAGCAAGGCCUUAUAGAAGGAUGCGCAGUUUCCUGUUCUUACAAGUCUUUGCUUAAAGGUAAACUUGUUCCUUAAAUAUAAAAUUAUGAGGUACUGGGCUGGUAUUGGGAAAACAUUUCAAGUUAUUUCCUUACUUAACUAUCUCACUGGUCAUUUUGAUAUAAUAACUAGAUAUCUGAUAUACUGCCCUUUCAUGGACUUUUUUAUUUAAGACAUACACUUUAAUGUUUAAAAAAAGUACAACACCUCUCUUCAUUUGGUGAGAUAUGAAUAAAACAAGCUGAAUGACUCGAGUUAAAAAUGACCUAAUAUGUUUAUUGAAUACUCCCCUAUAAGUUUGUGGGUCAUGAAUAAUCCCCUGCUGUUGUUGUGUUUUUCUAUUUCUGACAGACUUUUAGUUGAUGCAAUGUUUAUUUUUAAGACUGUCUGAAUUAUCAGCCAUUUUUGCAUUUCUGUUGUAAAAUCUCACUUUCAUCUCCUGUUUUUUUAUGUUUGUUUAUGUUUAAGAAUAUUGAAAGUUGUAUUAUGAACUGCAUUUACCACCAUGAAGCAUCGUAUCAUUUACUUAUUUAUUUGUAAAACAAUAUCACAUUCUUAUUUCCUGAUCAUGAAAACCAAUCAUUUACAUAUCUGGCAUCAAUGUCUGGUAGUUGCCAAUUUAUGCAUUAAAAGUAAUAGAGUAAUUUCAAGGGAUUUAUCAUUAGUUUUAAAGUAUCUAUACCUAUGACUGGCUUAAUUACUGCUAUAUUUGCUGGUUCCAGAACCAUAAAUUUAUCAUUUCUCAAGACACCUACAAUUUUCUUCUCUCAAAAUUUUAGUAGGGUCUUGUUAAUUGGAGUAUAAUCAAACUGGUGUAGUUUUACCAAACCAGGCUUCCGUUCAAGCUUAUGUAUGGUGUAUUUACAACCAAUGUCUUUAGACACAACCCGGAGCUGAAUGACCGGCCAUAAGUGUUCUUUCAUGUCUUCAACAUUGUUCAUUCAUUAUCUUAUAUAAAUUCAGAUUAAAGUUUAUUCAUUUAAUGGUGCUUUCAGUAAAUGGUGCAUAUACAUAGCGCAUGAAAGGUGUUCUUUUUUAAUGAGAGUUUUAAAAUAUAUAAAAAUAGUGUAGCAUAUCUUAGAAUAAUGACAAAAGGGAGACAAUGAUUGUACAGAUUGCAAAACAUUUUCAUAGGGAUCCUCAUUUGAUGACGCUUUACCGUAAAUACAGUAUGUAUUUAAGACAAAAAUAUCGGUAAUUUUGAUAAACACUAACAAAGUGUAAUAUUUCAGAUAACAGUUAGAUUAUAACAUUUGUUUAACUACUCAUUUUUCAUUAUAUGCAUACAAAGAGUUGAAAACGGCACUGCUGAAAAAUAGUGAAAGAUCAAUUUAUUUUUUCAUAGGCAUUAUAUAUAGGGUUACUUGACUGAACGAAACCAUCUCAAAUGUUUUAAACUUUGUGCAUAUACAUUUUUUGUACCUUUUUUCUAUUGUGAUAUAAUUGUUGCUUUCUGAAACAGACAUUACUGUUGUAGGAUAGGAACCAGCAGUUUGUGCAGAUUGUUUCAAUUUCAUGGUACCGGUAAUCUUUUGUGGCUUCUAUGCUUUGGCCAAUUCUGUAAAGUUAAAAUUUUGUGACACAAUUUUUUUAGUCACUGGCAAGCAGCUAAUAGUUGUCCUCAUUUGAUCAUUUGGGCAUUUUUGAAGUUUAAAUAAUGGAUGGAUCAUAGUAAUUAUUGGAUAACUAUUAACCAAUCAACAAUCAUUUUGGCUAAUUUUGACCAAUCCAAAGAGUAAGCCUGUUUUAUACAAUUGGCUGCAGUACAUUAAUACUUGGCUUGACUUUCAAUUGUGGAAUUGAUCAAUAUGGAAAAUAUUAUGGAUAUUAAACAUUUACAAACUUUUAGCAAUUUACAGUCCUCAAAGCACAUGAUAAACAACACGACAGAGUUAUUGACCCUAUGAGACAACACUAGAUAGUCGCUUAAUUUACUUUGAAGUGUGUUGAUUUUGUUGUUACCCUCAACAAUAACAUUUAUGAUAUUAUUGGAUCAAAAUGUUUGUUAUAAAUGUAUAUAUUGACUUGUUGUGGAAUUUUGUAUAAUGCUGAAUGCAUGUUUGAUGUUUGAAUAAACGUUCAGUGCUGAAUUAAAUCAACAUGC
Molecule: messenger RNA, 13921 nt
Organism: Mya arenaria
Lineage: Eukaryota; Metazoa; Mollusca; Bivalvia; Myida; Myidae
Product: ubiquitin carboxyl-terminal hydrolase 34-like
Exons: 86
Coding region: 147-11207 (3686 amino acids)
Biological process (GO): protein deubiquitination
Cellular component (GO): nucleus; cytosol
Molecular function (GO): cysteine-type endopeptidase activity; cysteine-type deubiquitinase activity
Source: RefSeq, a predicted model, not a curated record